Molecule: messenger RNA, 1083 nt
Organism: Penicillium expansum
Lineage: Eukaryota; Fungi; Ascomycota; Eurotiomycetes; Eurotiales; Aspergillaceae
Product: alternative oxidase
Exons: 3
Coding region: 1-1083 (360 amino acids)
Biological process (GO): alternative respiration
Cellular component (GO): mitochondrion
Molecular function (GO): alternative oxidase activity
Source: RefSeq, a predicted model, not a curated record
AUGAAUACUCUAUCAGUGAGGGCUCCCUUGCGGGCUGCAACAAAGCCGCAGUACCUGCACCUCGCUGUGCGAACCUACUCGAUCGUUGCAGCAACAACACUCAAUCCUGCAUGUGGCGUCAGCAAGCGCACAUUGACAUUCAGCCUCACAUCCAAACGCUCUAUCUCGUCAACACCCCAGAACCAGAUCACAGAUUAUUUCCCACCACCAAAGACUCCCAAUGUUAAGGAGGUGCAAACAGCAUGGGUUCAUCCAGUGUACACCGAGUCGCAAAUGCGAAAUAUUUGCAUUGCUCACAGACAAGCUUCAAAUUGGUCUGACUGGGUUGCCCUCGGAACUGUACGCAUGUUCCGAUGGGGCAUGGACACGGCGACAGGAUACAGACAUCCCAAGCCCGGCCAGGAACUAUCGGGCAUCUUCAAAAUGACCGAGCAUAAAUGGCUAAAUCGGUUUAUUUUCUUGGAAAGUGUGGCCGGUGUACCCGGCAUGGUGGGCGGCAUGCUGCGACAUCUCCGUAGUCUUCGCAAGAUGAAGCGGGACAAUGGAUGGAUUGAAACUCUGCUCGAAGAAGCAUUCAACGAACGCAUGCACCUCCUUACCUUCUUGAAACUGGCCGAACCAGGCUGGUUCAUGCGCUUGAUGGUUAUCGGCGCUCAGGGUGUCUUCUUCAACGGAUUCUUCCUGGCAUAUUUGAUCUCCCCACGCAUCUGCCACAGAUUUGUCGGAUACCUUGAGGAGGAGGCUGUCAUUACCUACACCCGUGCGAUUGAGGAACUUGAGGCCGGCAAGCUCCCGGAGUGGAAUGAUCUCGAUGCACCCGAGAUCGCAAUCAAAUACUGGCAAAUGCCAGAGGGUCAGCGCAAGAUGAAGGACCUCCUAAUGUUUGUCCGCGCCGACGAAGCCAAGCACCGCGAGGUUAAUCACACCCUCGCCAACCUCAAGCAGACUUAUGAUCCCAAUCCCUACCAGAUUGAGUACACCGAUCCGAGCAUAGUUCACCCGACGAAGGGCAUUGAUAACCUGAAGCCGGAGGGUUGGGAUCGCAAGGACAUCUUUACAAUUGAAGCGGGAAGGAAACCUUGA